CUGGUGUGCCUGCCAGUUUGACCACUGCUGCUCCUGCCACUCUGCUGAAAGAGAGGAGGGAGAGAGAGAGAGAAUGCUAGAGAAGAAGAGGGAGAAAGAAAAAGAGCAAGGAGGACAGAGAGACAGAGAGAGAAAGUGAGUCCAGGCCCAAAUAAAGCCAUGGGGGGGGAGAAGGAAAAAGAGCAAGGAGGACAGGGAGACAGAGAGAGAAGGUGAAAGGGAGUCCAGGCCCAAAUAAAGCCAGAGGGGCUGGGGCUGGGAUGGGCCCUCCUCUGCUAUAAAUACGCUGGCCGCCUGGAGAUUCGGGUUUGGUGGUUGGGUCUCGGGACCAGCGACUAUCACCGCUGCUGUUGCUGCCUUCCUCAGGGGUAUUUCCUCCACAUAUUCGCCAUCCCCAUCCUGGUCAUCAGUUUUCUGGCCAUCCAAGAUGUCUCGAGUGGAUUCAGACCUCAAGCUGGACUUUAAGGAUGUCCUCUUCAGACCCAAGAGGAGUAGCCUGAAGAGUCGCUCAGAGGUGGACCUUCAGAGGACCUUCACAUUCCGCAACUCCAAACAGACCUACACUGGUAUCCCUAUUAUCGCUGCCAACAUGGACACCACAGGAACGUUUGAGAUGGCACAGGUCCUCAGCAAACACACCCUCUUCACAGCCAUUCAUAAACACUAUUCUGUAGAAGACUGGACAAACUUUGCUGCUAAUCAUCCGGGAUGCUUAGAGCAUGUAGCUGCUAGCUCAGGUAGUGGCAAUGCAGACCUGGAGAAGCUGUGUGCCAUCUUGGAAGCCGUCCCUGCCCUCAAGUACAUAUGUCUCGAUGUGGCCAACGGCUACUCUGAGCACUUUGUGGAGUUUGUCAAGACAGUCAGACAAAGGUUCCCCAAACACACAAUCAUGGCUGGUAACGUGGUAACAGGGGAGAUGGUGGAAGAGCUCAUUCUCUCGGGAGCUGACAUCAUCAAAGUGGGCAUUGGGCCAGGUUCCGUAUGCACGACAAGGAUCAAGACAGGAGUGGGCUACCCACAACUCAGUGCUGUAAUAGAGUGUGCAGACUCAGCCCAUGGACUUAAAGGACACAUUAUCUCUGAUGGUGGCUGCAGUUGCCCAGGAGAUGUAGCUAAGGCCUUUGGCGCCGGAGCUGACUUCGUGAUGAUGGGAGGAAUGCUUGCAGGCCACGACCAAUGCUCCGGGGAGCUCAUUGAGAAGAACGGCAAGAAAUACAAACUCUUCUACGGCAUGAGCUCCGACACAGCCAUGAAGAAAUAUGUUGGUGGAGUUGCUGAGUAUAGGGCAUCUGAGGGGAGGACAGUAGAGGUUCCCUACAGAGGAGAUGUGGAAAACACCAUCCGUGACAUCCUGGGGGGGCUCCGCUCCACCUGCACCUAUGUUGGCGCUGCCAAGCUCAAAGAGCUGAGCAGGAGAACAACCUUUAUCCGUGUCACACAACAGUCUAGCCAAAUGUUCACUUAGUACAUGCUUCCACAAACAAAUGCAGCAUAAUAUGCCUUGUACAUGUGUUAUGCCAGUCUAAAAGUGCAAUAGCAGGACAUUGGUGUAACAUAUUCAGGAGGAAGACAAACAAAUAAUCACCUAACCUGUUUCUCUCAGGAAGUUUCCUGCAGGUUCAAAUAAACUCCAGGUUUGAGUUGAAACAUUCUCCCAGAGAUGUCACAGCACUGCAGUCAACCUAAUAACACAGUGGGUGUGUUUACAUGCUUACAGACAUAUGCUACAGCCUGGAUAAAUUCUCCCCAGUUUUGGGAAAUUGGAAUAAGAGAGCCAGAUGACUGAGGCACUUCAGAUCUAAUCUUUCUAGAUAGUCUUUUAAUUUGUAUAUUUGUACAUUAAGAGCAUAUCAAGAAUGUGAGCUAUGUGGAGCACUAUGCAUGUCAGGAGAACCAUCAGGAGGAGACUCAUUCGAUGAUAAUUUGGUAACUUGUCUACUACAGUUACCAUGGAUGUGCAAAUUAAUAUGCAAAAUCCAGAGGCAUCGGCCUUUUAACUGUCACUUGAGAAAUCUGGUUGCAAUAAACUGCAUGCAGAACCGUCUGCUAAUUUCCUAGUGGGGUUAUAUACAUAUUGACAUACAGCAUAGCAGUGUCUUUUCUUACAUGGUGUGGCCCUGUUUGUGUGCAUGUGUUUAAUGCUUGUGAGGCUGGUUCUGUUGACCCACAUGAACACGAAGAUGAGAUUUAUGUAAUCCACAUGGCAAUACACACUUAAUGCACAUGGUAUAUCUGCUGUGUGAGUGCCUGUCUGAAAUAGUCACAUCUGAUUUUCCUUCAUUGAUUCCACCGUGCCUGAUAUUUUAAAUCAAGGGCAUCUCAAGAUCUGUGUCGUCUGCUGCAGUGAAGGGCUGCUCUGUUAGGUAAAGAAGGGAUUGGGUCAAUUAAAUCAACAAUACAAAGGAGACCUUGUUUAGCUGCAUUUAGGUAUGAAAUAUCCACCCUUAAGAAAUCCCCGGGUUGCAUGAGUGGUAAAGGAGCCCGAAGUCUUUUAUCUGCAAUAAGUCAACCCCCUAGUUAUAUAUGUUUUAUUUAUUUAUUUAUUGGUAACUUGUCUGAUACAGUUACCAUGGAUGUGCAAAUCAAUAUGCAAAAUCCAGAGGCAUGGAGUCGCCAACAUAUAACAUUGAAAAAAACCUCUGCGAGUAAAAUGUCAGUAAGAGUAAUUUAUCUAAACAUACGCUAAAUGAGAAUAAACCUUCACAGAAGUGAUUUCGUUCAUCUUUGCCUGCAGUCUGUCAUCCACUGUCAGUUUGGUUAAGCCAAUAGUUAAUUGUUAUGAACAAGAUAAACAAACAAAUAAAACAAAUAAAUGAAUGGCUGUCAUGGUGAGCACAGUGGAGUCUCUUGGUUAGGACAGGUAAUCCUGCCAUCCUGAAGUAGAAACGCCUUUUUUGUAAAAUAAAUAACUUCCUCUGAACUGUCAAUCACAAUGAGGUAGAUGAAAUACUUAAUUAGUUUCAAAGUCAGUGAGUAAUUGUGUUAUACAAUUGUGAUCUCAAUAUCAAAAACAAGUGAUUAUGAGUUUUGGCCAUCAUCAUGCUGCCCUAGCAUGCAGUCUGUUGUACACUAGAGAGAGAUGCUAUGUGCUCAACUUCAGCUAAAUCAAUGGAGGAAAAACAGCAUUGCAAGAACAAGUUUUAAUGAGAAACAAAGUUUCAAGAGUUUGUAUUGUGCAUGGAUAUCCAUAUCAAAAUUUGGUCCAUAUGGGUAUAUAUGGUGUGUUGGUUGGUGUUCAAAUAAAGACAAGUUGCCCAUUUAUUCCAGAUAUGUCAAGGUUUCAUUUUCUUUUUCAAAGAGGUGCAUUUGUACAGAUGCCAAAUACAUACACCAACAGGGUUUCUCCACUGUUAUAGACGAAAGGGGUGGUGAGACACAAGGACUUGGUGAGUACAAUAUAGUACAAAUAAGUUGGCUGGGAACUGCUGUGGAGCCCUGCAGGCCAGACUGUCCAUGCAGGUCUGUGCUGAUGUCCAGUUCUCUGCCACUGUCUUAUGGGCCAAACGUUUCAGUUUAGUGCUUGGUGUCACAGGUUAGCAGGGGGAACAUUGGAGACAGACCGGUUGCUAGCCUCGGGGCUGAGUGUUCAGAACAGGAGUGAGAAUCAACUGAGCCACAGCUGACAGAUAAGGUCCACCCCCUCCGUGGCAGUGGGCAGUGGGUAGGGUCAGAGGUCAAGAACUGUACAUCCUGGCCCCUGCUGAAGUGUUUGUUGCCUUGCACAGAGAGGCAGACCAAAGAUGUUCAGGUCAGUGCAGAGUAAUCCAAUCCAUCUCCAGCAUAAUACACAUCAUAAUAAUUAUUUUUAUUUGUCAAUAACGACAUUUGUUAAUCAUAUCAAAUUAUAUGUAAUAAAUUUACAUAUCUUAUAACCCAUAUCAAACAGCCCAAGGUAAAUUGAUUGUGGUAAAACUAAACCGUUAAGUGGGCCUCUACAAGUUUUUUUUUCCUUUCUGCCUGAGUUGGUUAUCCAGCGCUAUGGACACUGACAAGACGUCAUACAAAAAAAAAAAAAACUAAAAAGGAAUCCUGAUCAAAUCCUGUUCACUUUUAAAACACAACAAAGUGCCAAAAACACAUCCUUUUUGCAAAAUGAAAGUACAAACAUCAAGAAACAGAGCACACAUGCCUUUUUUGAUCAAAAAGUCAAAGCUCACACACCAACAUUCAUUUUAUUUGUCAAGUUGUGCAAGAAGCCAAAAAAAAAAAAAGGAAA
Messenger RNA from Monopterus albus (swamp eel), 4216 nucleotides. RefSeq names its product guanosine monophosphate reductase (gene gmpr). The transcript is spliced from 9 exons. Gene Ontology annotation, molecular function: GMP reductase activity. Bases 428 to 1465 code for a protein of 345 amino acids. Gene Ontology annotation, biological process: nucleotide metabolic process. The record is from RefSeq and is a predicted model, not a curated record. Gene Ontology annotation, cellular component: GMP reductase complex. NCBI's taxonomy places the organism in Eukaryota, Metazoa, Chordata, Actinopteri, Synbranchiformes, Synbranchidae.